Thermochaetoides thermophila DSM 1495 is the source of this 825-nucleotide messenger RNA. RefSeq lists its product as uncharacterized. The transcript has a single exon. Gene Ontology annotation, molecular function: hydrolase activity. NCBI's taxonomy places the organism in Eukaryota, Fungi, Ascomycota, Sordariomycetes, Sordariales, Chaetomiaceae. The record is from RefSeq and is a predicted model, not a curated record. Bases 1 to 825 code for a protein of 274 amino acids.
AUGUUCUUCCAAAUCCACUCCGACAUCCACCUAGAGGCCACCAGAAGUUACCACACCUUAACCAUCCCCCCAAAAGCGCCAUACCUCAUCCUCCUAGGCGACAUCGGCAACAUCCCCAAACACAAAGGCGACUAUCUUGCCUUUCUCACCAAUCAUCUCCGGCAAUUCCGCGCUGUGCUCCUCGUUCCCGGAAACCAUGAGCCGUAUCAUUACAGCUGGCCUGAGACGCUAGAGACUUUGCGGGCCUUUGAAGACGACGUCGCGAAGGACGAUUCCCUAGGCACCUUUGUCCUGCUCGAUCGCACUGUUUUCAGAGUGCCAGACUCAAAGGUUGUCAUUCUCGGUUGCAGCCUGUUCUCUCACGUCCCAGAGAGAAACCGCAAAGCAGUUGGCUCCAAACUCAACGACUUCAAGUACAUCCGCAACUGGGAUUUGGACCAGCACAACGCGGCGCACCAGCGGGAUGUGGAAUGGCUGAACGCGCAGGUGCAAGAGCUGGAGCAGGAAGAUGUAGACAUCAUGAUUGCAACGCACUGGAACCCCUCAGUCGACGAGCGAACUAUUGAUGCCAGGCACAAGGGGAGUGAUAUCUCAACUGCGUUCGCGACGGAUCUGAGGGACGAGAUAUGCUUCCGGUCGCCGAAGGUCAAGGUUUGGGCGUUUGGGCACACGCACUAUAACUGUGAUGUGAUGGUCAAACGAGACAAGUUUGCGUUUUUGAAGGUAUUCGGAGAGAAAGUGCCUCCACUGAGGCUGGUCACCAACCAAAAAGGGUACUUUGGCCACGCGGAGGGAUAUGACCCAGAGAAGGUGAUUGAGCUUUGA